UGUCAUAGGAUGAACCCUGCUGGACCAUUCUUACUGGCUGUGAUAGCGUGUCUUUUGUGGCUCUCCCGGUGCUUUGACCCGGCUCCCAGUGCCUGCUCCGCCUUGGCCUCCGGGGUUCUCUACGGCUCCUUCUCGCUGAAGGACCUCUUCCCCACAGUCUCCACCGGCUGCUCGUGGACCCUGGAGAACCCCGACCCAACCAAGUACUCGCUGUACCUCAAGUUCAACCGGGAGGAGCAGGUCUGCACCCACUACUCGCCCAUGGUUCUGCCCCUGGACCACUACCUCUCCAACGACACCUGCAGCCAGGCGGAAGCCACAGCCCAGCCCCAGGAGGAGGCCGAUGGAGGCGAAGACCGUCUGGAGCUUUGCCAAGGCAGGGGCCCCUUCACCUUUUUCCACUUCGACAAGAACUUUGUGCAGCUGUGCCUGGCAGAGGAGCCCGAGGCCGCCAGCCGGCUGCUGCCGCCUGAGGCCGUGGAGUUCCGCUUUGUGGAGGUGCUGCUAAUCAACAACAACAACUCCAGCCAGUUCACCUGCAGCGUCCUGUGCCGUUGGCAGGAGGAGUGCCUUCGUCUCGGCACCGGCCAGCCCUGUGGCCUCUCGCAGGCCGGCUGCACCUGCCAGGUGCUGCAAGCCCUGCCGGCCCCCCCGCUGUCCAACCAGACGCUCUCCAAUGCCCUGACGCCGCCCGCCACCAGCAGCAGCAGCCGCGAUUGCUGUGUGACCGAAUUGCAUUCUGGGAAUGCGAAUGAUGUAUACUCUUCCGAGAUUAAAUAUGGUGAUGGCGUGCAAGAGGAUCAGAAGGUGAAAACACAGUGGCCGCGGUCAGCGGAUGAACCAGGAGUAUAUAUGGCACAAACAGGAGACCCUGCUGCCGAGGAGUGGUCCCAGUGGAGCGUCUGCUCCCUGACCUGUGGGCAGGGGACCCAGGUGCGAACCCGCUCCUGCGUCUCGUCGCCGUACGGGACCCUGUGUAGCGGACUGCUGCGGGAGACCCGGAUAUGCAAUAACACGGCCACCUGCCCAGUUCGUGGCCCGUGGCAGGACUGGUCCCCCUGGAGUCUGUGCUCGGUGACUUGUGGGCGAGGGUCCCGGACCAGAAUGCGGCCGUGCGCUGCUCUGCAACUGCGCAGGAUGGCCUGCGAGGGGCCCACAGCCCAGACCAAGCCCUGCAGUAUCACGCUUUGCCCUGUGGAAGGCCAGUGGCUGGACUGGGGGUCCUGGAGCCGCUGCUCCGUGUCGUGCUCCAACGGGACCCAGCAGCGCACCCGCAAGUGCAGCGUCGCAGCUCACGGCUGGGCGGAGUGUAAAGGGGCUCACGCCGACGCCAGGGAGUGCUACAACUCAGAAUGCCCAGCCACUGACAGCAAGUGGGGACCCUGGAGCCACUGGAGCUUGUGCUCCAAGACUUGUGACACAGGCUGGCAGCGACGCUUCCGUAUGUGCCAGGGCACAGGCGUGCAAGGCUACCCGUGCGAGGGCAGCGGGGAGGAAGUCAAGAUGUGCAACGAGAAGAAAUGCCCAGCCUACCGCGAGAUGUGCAAGGACGAGCACGCCACGCUGGUGGCUUGGAAGAAGGCGGCUGCCGGCGAGAUGGUCUACAACAAGUGCCCAUCCAACGCCACAGGGUCCGCCAGUCGCCGGUGCCUGCUCAACUCCCACGGGGUGGCCUACUGGGGCGCCCCCAGCUUCGCCCGCUGCAUUUCCCACGAGUACCGAUACCUGCAUCUUUCGCUCCGCGAGCACCUUGCAAAGGGCCAGCGCAUGCUGGCAGGUGAGGGCAUGUCGCAGGUGGUCCGUGGUCUGCUGGAGCUCGUGGCACGCAAGACGUACUACAGCGGAGACCUGCUUUUCUCCGUGGAGAUCCUGCGCAACGUCACGGACACUUACAAGAGAGCUACCUACAUCCCUUCUUCGGAUGAUGUGCAGCGGUUCUUCCAAGUCGUCAGCUACAUGGUGGAUGCCGAGAACAAGGAAAAGUGGGAGGAUGCCCAGCAGGUCUUGCCUGGCUCCGUCCUCCUCAUGAAGGUGGUCGAGGAUUUCAUCCAUCUGGUGGGGGAAGCUCUCAAGGCCUUCCAGACAUCCCUUAUUGUCACGGACAACUUGGUGAUCAGCAUCCAGAGAGAGCCGGUUUCCGCUGUCUCCAGUGACAUCAACUUCCCCAUGAAAGGCCGGCGGGGCAUGAAGGACUGGGCCCGCCACUCCGAAGACAAGAUCUUCAUUCCGAAGGAAGUGCUCAGCCUUUCCUCUUCUGAAACAGACGACUCGUCCUAUUUUGUCAUUGGCGCCAUCUUGUACCGCACGUUGGGACUCAUCCUGCCUCCUCCUAGGAGUCCCCUGGCUGUCAUGUCCAAGGUUCUCACGGUGACAGUGAAGCCACCAACCAAGGCUGUGGAACCCUUGAUUAUAGUGGAGUUGUCCCACAUCAUCAAUGGCACCUCUCACCCACAGUGUGUCACGUGGGAAUACACCAAAGUGGAGGUUGGCGCUGGGAACUGGGACACGGAAAGCUGCCAGACCGUGGAAACCCUGUCGGCUCACACCAAGUGUCAGUGCAGCCAGCUGUCCACCUUCGCCGUGAUUGCCCAGCUGCCCAAAGACCUGGCCAUGGACCCCGGCAGCUCCCCGUCGGUGCCGCUCAUGAUCGGCUGCGCCGUCUCCUGCAUGGCCCUGCUGACCCUGCUGGUGAUCUACGCUGCGUUCUGGAGGUUCAUCAAGUCGGAACGCUCCAUCAUUCUUCUGAACUUUUGUGUAUCCAUUCUGGCCUCCAACGUGCUGAUUCUGGUGGGGCAGUCCCAGAUGCUUAGUAAGGGCGUGUGCACCAUGACAGCUGCCUUCCUCCAUUUCUUCUUCCUUUCCUCCUUCUGCUGGGUGCUGACAGAGGCUUGGCAGUCCUACUUGGCGGUGAUUGGCAGGAUCCGGACACGCCUAGUUCGUAAACGUUUCCUCUGCCUCGGAUGGGGAUUGCCAGCCCUGGUGGUUGCAGUCUCUGUCGGCUUUACGCGGACCAAAGGAUAUGGCACAUCCAGCUACUGCUGGCUGUCCCUUGAAGGAGGACUGCUCUAUGCCUUCGUUGGCCCUGCUGCUGUGAUCGUUCUGGUCAACAUGCUGAUUGGAAUCAUAGUCUUCAACAAGCUUAUGUCUCGUGAUGGCAUCUCAGAUAAGUCCAAGAAGCAGCGUGCUGGCUUCAAGCACCCCCCGUGCAGCAGCUUGCUCUUGAAGUGUUCCAAGUGCGGAGUGGUCCUGAGCCCAGCCGUGCACUCGGCCACCGCCCACAGUGCCAUGGCAUCGCUAUGGAGCUCCUGCGUGGUCCUGCCCCUGCUGGCGCUCACCUGGAUGUCGGCCGUGCUCGCCAUGACCGACCGGCGCUCCAUCCUCUUCCAGGUCCUCUUUGCUGUCUUCAACUCAGUCCAGGGCUUCGUCAUCAUCACCGUCCACUGCUUUCUGCGCAGAGAGGUCCAAGAUGUGGUGAAGUGCCAGAUUGGGGUGUGCAAGAGUGACGAGAACGAAAAUUCCCCAGACUCCUGCAAGAACGGGCAAGUCCAGAUCAUGACAGAUUUUGAAAAGGAUGUUGACCUGGCAUGUCAGACAGUCCUCUUCAAAGAGGUCAAUGCCUGCAACCCGGCCACCAUCACGAGCACCUUGUCGCGCAUCUCCCUGGAUGGGGACGAGGACCCGAAGCUCAGCACCAGCUCCGAGGGCGGCCUGGGCUUCUCUUCCCUCCCGGGCAACAUCCCGGCCACCUCCAUCCUGGUGCAGGUGCCCAAAAUGACUCACAACGUGGUGAAAGGGCUGAACGAGCUCAGCGACCCCCCCGCCAAGAAGGACGUCAACCUGGAGGCUGCCCGGGGGCCGGUCUACCUGUGUGGCGAGAGCACCCUGCGGCAACUGGACUACAGCUGGCUGCGGCCUCAGGAGGCCGCCCUGGAGAGCAACUACAUGGUGCUGCCCCGACGGACGGUGAGCCUUAAGCCCUUCGUCAGGGAGGAGGGCAAGCUCAACAUCCAGCUGGAUGAAGCUCCGGGCCUCGGCAAGGGCCGCCACGUGACUGAGGCAGAGUCCUACCCUGGCUUCACCUCCGUGGACCACAUCAAUGUGAACUUGAACCAGCCCUAUGGGACGGUCAAGCACCCAUACAGCCUCCAGUUCAAGCAGCACCCCACGGUCCGGCAGAUCCUGGCCUCGGAGCUGUCAGAGCGCAGCCGCACCAUGCCACGGACCGUGCCGGGCUCCGCCAUGAAGCUGGGCUCCCUGGAGAGGAAACGACUGCGGUACUCAGACCUGGAUUUUGAGAAAGUCAUGCAUACAAGAAAGCGCCACUCGGAACUUUACCACGAGUUGAACCAGAAGUUCCACACACUGGACCGAUAUCGGGUUCCAGCUACGAAUGCUGCAAAGAGGGAGAAGCGAUGGAGCGUCUCUUCAGGCAGCGGGGAAAAGAAUAUGCCUGGGGAAGUAACCAGCCCAGAGAACCGGCAGCAGAAGCAAAAGUCUUGGAGCACAUUCAAGGCCAUGACGCUGAGCUCCUUGCCUUCCAAACACCGGGAGAAACUGGAAUUGCACUCUGCGGACUGGGAAAAGCAUUGCAUGAGCCUGGACCUGUCAGAGGGAGACUUCCAGACGGAGGUGUGAGCCUCGAGGACUCGGCGAUUUAGCAAACUAUAAAAGUAUAUACAUAUAUAUAUAUAUUUUCACACUGACACUUUGGGAAAAGAAGCAAGACAAGGCAAAGAGGCAGCGCCUUCCCCCUCCAGUGGUUCUGUUGGGGAGGGGUUUUCUUCGAAAGCGUGGCCACCCACAAAGGAGAGGGGCAUGGGGGCAGUGCGCCCCUUCCCCAGCCGACACGUAGACAUGGCCACACAAGGCCCCUCCAUGGUCACCUGCGCCACCUGGCGACCCGAAGGGAAGGGCUUCUUCGCCCACCACCACCACCUGUCUGCCGGCCCACCUCCCCGCAGCGGUUCACCAUUGCCGGGACACCAGAUGCGCUCACACAAUCACGCCAGCCUCCGCCCACCGGAUCUGGCAGGGGUGCCUCCCCUGGGGACAAGAGGACUGUUGCAACUCUCUUUUCUAUCUGGAUCUUUCCUCACGCCCUGCACUGUGUGCACGGCCAGCAGGCUGGGAUAGAAGCUGCCGCCCUGCGACUCCCCACGAGGCCUGCCUCCUUCCGCCCUUCCUUCUCCCGCUCCAGACCGUCCCGCCUGGGCAGCGCGGGGAAGCCGCCCUCCUCUUCCUCCACCCCUUCCACACCAGCUACCCUCCUGGGAAAUGCCCCCCCCCACACACCUUUCUCCCUCAUCCUCUCUCUCGCAGGCCCCGUGGACACUGUUGUUUGUUGGAAAUAAAAAUUCACUCUGUGGACCUUU
Varanus komodoensis (Komodo dragon) is the source of this 5372-nucleotide messenger RNA. RefSeq names its product adhesion G protein-coupled receptor B2 (gene ADGRB2). The coding region runs from base 10 to 4635 and encodes 1541 amino acids. The transcript is spliced from 32 exons. Gene Ontology annotation, biological process: G protein-coupled receptor signaling pathway; cell surface receptor signaling pathway; negative regulation of angiogenesis. The record is from RefSeq and is a predicted model, not a curated record. Gene Ontology annotation, cellular component: plasma membrane. Gene Ontology annotation, molecular function: G protein-coupled receptor activity. Lineage: Eukaryota; Metazoa; Chordata; Lepidosauria; Squamata; Varanidae.